GCCGAGAUGCCGGAGACAGCGACCACCUCCCAGCCGGAGGACGUCCAGCUGUCCGGCCGCAAUGCGUCCGAGGUCUGCGCCAGGUUCGACAGCGCCCUGGCCUCGGGCAGCCACCGCAGGGAGAACUCCGCCUUCGUGCCUGUCAUCCCGUCCAGGAACGUCCGCUCGCUGCUCUACGCCAGGGAGAUGCACCCGUUGAUGGGAUCGGAGCUCAGGCACGAACAUCACGAUAGGUGUGACAGUGAGAGAAAUGGCGAUAAACCCCCGAAUUUUCCGACCGUCGGGAAAUCCAAUUCCAGCUUCGAGCUGAUGGCAAUGAUGAACGACAAACGGAAGGAAAUGCACCAGUUCCGCGACGAAGCCGCCCGUCUGACGGCCGCCCACGCCCUCAUGCUGCCCCAACACCGCGCCGCCCUUCUCGACGCCACCGCCUCGCAGGCCGCCGCCCACCCGUACCCCGCCUUCCUGGCCCCGCCCGCGCCCGGAGCCCCGCCCUCUUUCCCCUUCCCGCCGUUCGCGGGAGGCGGAGCGCCGCCCAUGCACGCCCACCUCGACAGGCGGUUGUUGAGGACGCCCGCCAGGGCGGCGAGGCCGAAGAAGCAGUUCAUUUGCAAGUACUGCAACAGGCAGUUCACCAAGAGUUAUAAUCUGUUGAUUCAUGAGAGGACGCAUACUGAUGAGAGGCCGUAUUCGUGUGAUAUUUGCGGGAAGGCUUUCCGGAGGCAGGAUCAUCUAAGAGAUCACAGAUACAUCCACAGCAAAGAGAAGCCGUUCAAGUGCGGCGAGUGCGGCAAAGGCUUCUGCCAGUCGCGCACCCUGGCCGUCCACAAGAUCCUCCACAUGGAGGAGUCCCCCCACAAGUGCCCCGUGUGCAGCCGGUCCUUCAACCAGCGGUCCAACCUCAAGACGCACCUGCUCACGCACACCGACCACAAGCCAUACGAGUGCAACGCUUGCGGCAAGGUGUUCAGGAGGAACUGCGAUUUGAGGAGGCACGCGCUCACCCACGCCGUGGGGGACGUGCCCGGCGACGGCCUGGAGGAGGGGGAGGAGUUCCAAGGGGGGGCUGCGAGACCGCCGAGCCCCGGGCCGACGGACAAGGACGAGAAGUGCUCCAAAACGCCGGAGAUAACUAGGUGCCACGAACCUUGCUCGUCCUCCACCGCCUACUCGAUGCGCCCUCCGCUCGACAAACCCUUCGACCUCGAAGACGACGACGACGACGAUCUCGACGACCUCGACGAAGACCCGGAAAUCGACCCGGGCCAAGAGGACUACCCGGACGCCCACGCGGAACCCUCCCCCCUGCCCCAAAUCCACAUCAGACGCGACCUCCACAAACCCCCCGCUCAAACGUCGAGUCCCUCUCCCCCAGCAUCUUUGAGCGUAUUCAGGAAGCGCGCUUUCGACCAGGACCGCUUCAAGUUCUCGUACGACCCGGGCAGGAGUCACGCGCCUACCGCGCACGCGCUGCCUGCCCACACACAGACUGUGAGUGCCCACGCGCUGGCUGUGCCUGCCCACACACAGAGUGUGAGUGCCCACGCGCUGGCUGUGCCUGCCCACACACACACGGCGGCCGCCCAAGUGAUGCGCGCGCCGUUCGUCGGGCUCGGCAAGCCGCCCGAAGCGAUGUUCGGGCAGGCGGGGCAGUCGAAGGGGGGCGGGGAGAGCGGGGAGGUGUGUCACGUGACGGAUUUGAGUAGGGGCGAGAGGGGGAAUAGAGGGAGGGAGGCGAGUCCGCCGCCGCCACAGCCGCCGCCGGCUAGUAGGAAGACUGGAUUCACUAUAGCAGAUAUAAUGGGGAGAUGA
Phaedon cochleariae (mustard beetle) is the source of this 1812-nucleotide messenger RNA. Lineage: Eukaryota; Metazoa; Arthropoda; Insecta; Coleoptera; Chrysomelidae. The record is from the annotation of a GenBank genome assembly.